GAGGAUGUAUUUUUAACCGUGCGUCUUAACUUUAAUAUUGCAGGAAUAAAGGCUGAGAUAGGCAAUGAUUCGCUUUUUGUUUGCAUUCGUCGUUAUAAUACAAAGUGCUUUGUCCGAACCAUGCGUACCUCGAGAUUAUGGGCACGAGUCGUUCGUCUGCGUUUGCAAUGCUACAUAUUGUGACACUCUGCUUACAAACCGACCGGUACCAUUGAACUCGGUAAGUGUGUACACAACAUCAAAAAGUAAAUCAAGAUUUGAUUUUUCACUGGAACAACUUCAAAAAGCACAAGGCUUUUCGACUGUCCAACCAACUAUUACAGUAACCGAUGAGAAAGUUUUUCAGACCAUCAAAGGCUUUGGUGGCGCUGCUACUGAUGCUGCAACCAUUAAUAUUAAGUCUCUGAGCUCUAAGACACAAGAUCAGUUAAUUGCUAGUUAUUUUGGGCCUUUGGGAAUUGAAUAUAAUAUUAUAAGAGUACCUAUCGCAAGUUGCGAUUAUUCUACACGAGAAUACACCUACCUGGAUACUCCGAACGAUUUUAAUCUUUCUACUUUCGCAUUAGCUAAGGAAGAUAUAAACUACAAAAUUCCGAUUUUGAAAUCGGCAUUUGCAAUGUCCAAAAAUAACCUUUCUCUUUAUGGAAGCCCAUGGACUGCACCAGCUUGGUUAAAAACUUCUGAUAAUGAGAUUGGUAGGGGUUGGUUACAAGGACAAGCAGGAGAUAAAUACCAUAAAACAUGGGCCGAGUAUUUCACACGAUUUUUGGACGAAUAUAAAAAGCAUGGUAUCGAAUUUUGGGGCUUAACUGUUCAAAAUGAACCUUCAAAUGGACUUCUGGUAAAGAGUAGUUGGCAGUCUACUGGUUUCACUGCAGAAAUGCAGAGAGAUUUUGUAAAAAUGGACCUGGGUCCUGCAUUGAGAAAACAUGGAUAUGGAAAUAUUAAACUGAUGAUUUUAGAUGACCAACGACUCUUUUUGCCAGCUUUUCCUGAAGUUGUUCUUGCAGAUAAAGAAGCAGCACAGUAUGUUUCUGGUAUUGGUGUCCAUUGGUAUUGGGACUGGCUUAUUGGACCUGAUGUGUUAGAUGACACACAUAAUAAGUUUCCUGAUACAUUUAUUCUUGGCACAGAAGCAUGUAACAAGGACAGUCCACAGCCUGAUUUAGGAAAAUGGGACACAGGAGUAAAAUACAGCAACAGUAUUCUUGAUAACCUUAAUAACUGGGCUGUUGGUUGGGUAGAUUGGAACAUGUGUCUUGAUUUACAAGGAGGCCCAAACUGGGCCAACAAUUUUGACGACAGUCCUGUAAUUGCCAAUGCAACUGCAGACGAAUUCUACAAGCAACCUAUGUUUUAUCACUUGGGACAUUUCAGCAAAUUUUUGGUAGAAGGUUCAGUGAGAAUUCAUUCUACUGGCACUGACCUACCGAGUGAUAUCAAAUAUGUGGCUGCAAAAACCCCAAGUGGUAGCUUUGUCCUUGUGGUUCUCAACACAUCAGCUGAUGAUGUUCCUAUUACAGUGGUUGCUAAUGAAAGCAUGUUUAAUGUAACAAGCCCAGCAGAUUCUAUUCAAACUUUCACUUGGUCAAAGUAUCAAUAAUGUUCUAAUUAGAAAUGCUCUUGAUUUUCUCCUUAAAUUUCCUUUUAAAAAUUCCUAAUUUUUUUGUACAAUUGUAAGAUUUCAUAUGCUUGUAUAAGUGCAAUAACAGUGACUAUUUCCAACAUUAACUUUAGGAAAUGUGCAGACUGCAGUGAUGUGACUAGAUUAAUCUCAAUUUCAAGCUCACUGUGGUAAAACUAUAGUACACUGUAGGAGCCACGGGCUAAAUUGAAUAAUAUUAUUUUCCCCAUGCAGUGUGCAGCAGAACAAUUUUCAAACUGACUAAACCUCCAAACAGUUUUGUGUAUAAUCCAUUCAUGUAGUAGAUUUUUACCAAGCCACUUUACCAAGUUUUUUCAAGAAUGUGUUACACACUAGUAGCGUUGAAAAGUUCUCAUACAUUGUAGGUUCCAUACUAUAUUGUAUUUGUGUAUCAUGCGAUACCUCUGAAGGAUUUUGUACUGUGCUUGUGUAUCUUAACUUAUCUGAUGAUAUAUAUAUGAAAAAUCAAUCUGUAUCUUGAAUUUACUAAAAUAUCUUUUGCGAAUAAAUAAUAAGAAUGUUGUCAUCAAUC
This is a messenger RNA of Ciona intestinalis (vase tunicate), 2177 nucleotides long. Its product is annotated as lysosomal acid glucosylceramidase. The record is from RefSeq and is a predicted model, not a curated record. Gene Ontology annotation, molecular function: glucosylceramidase activity. Gene Ontology annotation, biological process: glucosylceramide catabolic process. Lineage: Eukaryota; Metazoa; Chordata; Ascidiacea; Phlebobranchia; Cionidae.